Dermacentor albipictus is the source of this 960-nucleotide messenger RNA. The record is from RefSeq and is a predicted model, not a curated record. NCBI's taxonomy places the organism in Eukaryota, Metazoa, Arthropoda, Arachnida, Ixodida, Ixodidae.
AUGUCUACAAAAAGGCCAUACUUUCAACUUGUCGAUGGUGUUCCGAGACCCCCUAUUAUCGACCCGGUUGUGUUUAAGAGGAGCCUCCACAGGAAAUUCAAGGAAGGUGAUGUGCUGCUUUCGACAUACCCGAAGAGUGGAACAAAGUGGCUUGUGUACAUAAUGCAACUUAUCCUCAAGGAAGGCAAACCGGUGAUUAGUUUCGCGGACUUCACGGCCAACGCAUGUAGUGUCGAGUUCACGAAUGACGAGGACCGGCGGACGAAGCUGCCGCUUCAAAUACACUUCACCCACCACCCCCUUCGCAGAGAGAACAUGGGCGAAGCAGCCAAGUUUGUGUACAUUGCUCGCAACCCUUGGGACGUCUGCGUUUCGUUCUACCACAUGGUCAAGGAUCUCAGUGUUUACCGGUUCCAAGAUGGCUCGUUUGAUGAUUUUCUUGAGGCUUUCCUGGCGGGAGACUUCGGAUUUGGUAGCUACUUUGAGCACGUAGCCUCCGGAUACGCCUUGAAGGACGAGCCGCAUGUCUUCUUCACCACGUACGAGGAACUCAAGAGGGAUACCAAAGGGACGGUACUCCGUCUGGCGUACUUUCUGGGAGAGCGUUAUGGCAGAAUUUUGGGAGACGUAGACAAUGGCAUGCUAGAUAGACUGCUUGAAAGAUGCACGCCACAAUACAUGAAAGACGUCAUGGUCGUUCACUUCAAGAAUACUAGCGAUACCGGAUGGCACGCGCAGGCAGCGCGUAACCAGAUGACUAGCGCCACGGGCUACCAGGGAGACAAAAACAAGUACAGCAUUGUUAGAAACGCUAAGAUAGGCAGCUGGAAGGAUACCUUCACAUCAGACCAACUAUGCCGCUUAGAAGCAAAAAUCGUGGAAGAAGGUGACAGAGCGUCAUUCAUGAGCCUCUGGGAGGACAUUCGACGGGAGGCCCGCUCUCUUUCGGAGCAGCCGUGA